Messenger RNA from Meleagris gallopavo (turkey), 993 nucleotides. Lineage: Eukaryota; Metazoa; Chordata; Aves; Galliformes; Phasianidae. The record is from RefSeq and is a predicted model, not a curated record.
CCUACGACCCUGGAAUCGGAGGACGACCCCUCCCCCUGUGCUUUUUCGGGGCACGGCCGGGCCUGUCUGCAGAACAACACUGAAUGCAGGGGUCGCUGGGAGGGCCCCAAUGGUGGCAUCACCAAUUUUGACAACUUCUUCUUCGCCAUGCUCACCGUCUUCCAGUGCAUCACCAUGGAGGGACUCGGACCGACGUCCUCUACUUCGGGUCGACGCCCCCCCCCCCUUUUUCCCCUCCCCCUCCACCCCCCCCAUUCCCUGGGGAGGAUGCAGGACGCCAUGGGCCACGAGCUGCCCUGGAUUUACUUCGUCAGCCUCGUCAUCUUCGGCUCCUUCUUCGUCCUCAACUUGGUGCUGGGGGUGCUGAGCGGGGAGUUCUCCAAGGAACGUGAGAAGGCCAAAGCACGCGGUGACUUCCAGAAGCUGCGGGAGAAGCAGCAGCUGGAGGAAGACCUGCGGGGCUACAUGGACUGGAUCACCCAGGCCGAGGACCUGGAGGGGGACGAGGACGAGCACGAGAAGCACCGCCUGACCGCCGAGGAGCUGAUGGGGAAGAGAAAACCUCGCCUCAAGUGGCUGCGGCACGCCAGCCACUCCACCGACACCCACGCCAGCCUCCCCGGAAGCGAGACGACGUCGGUGAACACCGAGACGGCGGGUGAGGAGGAGGCGCAGCCCAACGCCUGCGACCGCUGCCUGUGAGUGCAGCCCUGGGGUCUCCAGGAACCUCCAGACCCUCCGCAGCCCCCCCACGUUGCUCCCUACUGCGCCUACAGCCCACCCCAGUGCUCCCUGUGGCCCCCCAGCAUCGAGUUUGAGACCCCCCGUGGAUCCUUGUUUUUAUCUCUGGAUACCUCUACACAUCUUCCAGGACCUCAGCAUCGACUUUGAGACCCCCCUGUAGUUCUCUAUCCCCCACCCCAGACCCUAAAAGUGACGUUAUGGCUCCUCUAAUUCCUUACGCACCUCCCAAGACCCCAAAUUUGACCUUAG